This is a messenger RNA of Notechis scutatus (mainland tiger snake), 1290 nucleotides long. RefSeq names its product YJU2 splicing factor homolog (gene YJU2). Gene Ontology annotation, biological process: mRNA splicing, via spliceosome. Lineage: Eukaryota; Metazoa; Chordata; Lepidosauria; Squamata; Elapidae. Gene Ontology annotation, cellular component: U2-type catalytic step 1 spliceosome. The record is from RefSeq and is a predicted model, not a curated record.
CAAUAGUAGCGAAGGAGGCUGAACGAGUUGGGAAUCCAGGAAGUGGCCGGUAUUUGGAGAGAGUUUUAGGGCGACUGGGAACAACCGCGAAGGGCCAAAAUGUCGGAAAGGAAAGUAUUAAACAAAUACUAUCCUCCAGAUUUCGAUCCAUCUAAAAUCCCUAAGCUUAAACUUCCAAAGGACAGGCAAUAUGUGGUCCGGCUAAUGGCUCCCUUUAACAUGCGGUGCAAGACUUGCGGCGAGUACAUUUACAAGGGCAAAAAAUUUAAUGCCCGGAAAGAGACGGUCCAGAAUGAAUCUUAUUUGGGACUUCCCAUCUUCCGGUUUUACAUCAAAUGCACCCGCUGCCUGGCGGAAAUCACCUUCAAGACCGACCCCGAAAACACAGAUUAUGCCAUGGAGCACGGAGCCACCCGAAACUUCCAGGCUGAGAAAUUGCUGGAGGAAGAGGAAAAACGCCUGCAGAAGGAAAGAGAAGACGAAGAGCUGAAUAACCCCAUGAAGGUUUUGGAGAACAGAACCAAGGAUUCCAAGCUAGAGAUGGAAGUUCUGGAAAACUUGCAGGAGCUGAAAGAACUCAACCAACGCCAGGCCAACGUGGACUUUGAAUCCAUGCUGCAUCAGUACAAAGAGUUGGAGGAACAGCAGAAACAACGGGAAUUGGAGGAAGACGAGCAGGAAAUGAAAUCCAUGCUGGAGCAAGCUCAAAGCCGGAGGCUGCUGGAAGACUCCGAUUCAGAAGAAGAUCUCCCUCCAGUUCGUCCAAAACCACUUGCAAAAGGGAAACCCACUGACAUCCUGCAACAGGAUUCAGAGCCACAAGCUAAAAAGUCAAAGCUGGAAAGCUGGGAACGGAGUGUGGGAAAACUCUCGGUGAAGACACAACUGUCGGGAUUGGUGGCCGCCAAGAAGAAGCCCAUUCCCGGGAUGGCCAAUGGAUCAGGAAGCCAAGAGGCAACAUCAGAACCAGGAGGCGGAGAGCAGCACCGUCUCGGCGCUUCUACGGCGACCCUGCCCAGUUCAAACACAGGGAUCACUUCCCUAGGCCUUCUGGGGGCUUACUCUGACAGCGACGACAGUAAAAGCGACUGAAUCCUUGAAAAAGAAAAAAAAAGACUUGUGGAGUUGUGAGAAGACCUUCUCCAGCCCCCCUAGCUCACCCCUACUGCGAGGAGAGAACCUUUUCCGUUCCGUGGAAAUGCCGGCUGAAAUCCGGGAUGCCCUCCUCGAUAAGACCGCCGUCGAUCACGUUUCCCGCCCGUCAAGAAGAGCAAAGAGCAUUAUUUCCCC